CGAGUCCAUCAGCUAACCAGAUAUUGUAAACCUGAUAUAGUAGACGAUAUUCCCUGGGCCAUUAAGAGAGUAACGAUCAGCUCACACAUCAUGUCCCCUUCUGUGGAUAUUCAAGGAUAGCUUCAAGUUAUCACAAUAAAGAACCAAAGACAUUAAAGGAAUGAUAAUUUAUAAACUAGAGUCAUCAUUUUCACCACCCUAAUGCCUAGAUAGAUUUUCCUCACUGACGACAUCGUUUCUUAGAAUUUAACGGCCCUUGCUCUUCAAAAUGAAGAUCAAUGAAAAAAAUUUGUGUGCAUACAGUAUCUCUCCAUCACAGAUUGAUAAAGAAGGAUAUCUGCAGAAGAAGGGCGAGGUAAAUAAAAGUUUCCAGAGACGAUGGUUUGUUUUGAAGGGAAACUUGCUGUUUUACUUUGAAAAGAAAGGUGACCGAGAACCCAUUGGUGUCAUCAUUCUUGAGGGCUGUACUAUUGAACUGGCAGAAUGUGAGGACCAGUUCACAUUCAAGUUACUCUUUCAUGGUGGGGGAGGGAGAACCUACGUCCUUGCAGCUGACUCUCAAGAAUCUCUGGAAGCAUGGAUGAAGGCACUUGCUCGUGCUUCCUAUGACUACCUCAAGCUAAUGGUGGCUGAGCUGCAGAAACAGUUAGAUGAACUAAAUGAUGCAGAGAAACAAGGGAAGGGAGGUGACGACAAUAACAUGCAUCCUCCCAAGGCCCCUCAACGCCAGCGCCAGAACCCAUUCAACAGAACACAGAGUUCUAAUGAAGUUACCCUAGAUCCUUCCUUGGCAAUGCGCAUGAGAGCAAAUACUGUAUCGGGGGGAGGAGGUCAUUACCUCACUCCCACAACAGUCCCUCAACGCCCUGCACCACCACCUCCGUCUGUGGCCCACAUCACCUUCAACAAGCGGACAUUCGCACAACUGCACUCGGAGUAUGGAGUGGCAAUCCUACGAGACAAAGAACUUGGCAGAACUAAAAGAGGCAAACAUGAUAGUAAAGGGAAAUGGGAAAACUUAGAGAAUGUUAUACCAAGUUGUGAAAAUCAACCAGCUGAUGCAGCAUCCACAGAAAAUGCUGUUGUAAUGGACCUUAUCAGCAUUUAAAAUAUAAUUUGAAUGUUGGAACAACAUUAUUUAUAUAUCUAUUAUUGCUCUUAGAAUAGAUAAUGGAGUUUCCUACGUGAAUAGAAGAAUUGUAAAAUACUUCUUUUUUUCAACUGAUUUUUUACCUGAGCUCAUUGUAACAGUGCAGGGAUAACAUUUUAUACCUUUGUUUCAGAAGGUUAACUUUCACUUAGGGUACAGUACUCUUUUAUCAAGUGGUGUGGUAACCUUCUUGGCCAGAGUUAGUGGUCUGUAUUAGAGUCAUCAGUUAACAGAAGUAGCAACUCUGCUAAUGAUGUUAAUUGUACUGUAAUAUUAGCACUAUGAAACCAAACCUUGUGAUGGAACCUUAGCUGCUCACCCAAAAUAUGUUAUCAGUGUUAAGCUUUCUGUUGUGAAGCAUACGAUACUGUAUAUCAAAUCUGCUUUUAUGAAGGUGGUAAAUGCCAUAAUAAUAUCUAUUGUUAAUGUUUAAAGUACAAUACAGUACAGUAUACUGUAUACAGGACAAUAUUAAAAAAAUGCUUACAGUACUGAGAAAGGUAUUAAACUCCAUAGUAUUACAGUUUAUUAAAUGUGUGAUAUUAAGGGAAAUAGCAUCAUUACAUAUAUCUAUUCAGUUACUAAGGCUUAAGUGAUUGGUCAGGUAAUUUUAAAUUUUCAAGGCUUCCUUUUCGACUCAGUGUAAUGUACUGUAUGUGACCCAUCGGUGAGUGAUUAUGUAUGAUGUUGGAAACAUGUACAGUGCAGUAUACACUUACCUUCACUGAGAGAUGUACUAGGCUUACUGAUUCAUGUUCUCUUCUUCAAUUGUGCUAAUAUUUAUGGAUUACAUGACAUUGCAACAUUUGCUUAGAAUUUAACAAUAUGCAUAAUGCAGAUAGAGAUUUCCCAUCUCUAUUUUAU
Homarus americanus (American lobster) is the source of this 2014-nucleotide messenger RNA. RefSeq names its product sesquipedalian-1-like. The record is from RefSeq and is a predicted model, not a curated record. Gene Ontology annotation, biological process: endosome organization; retrograde transport, endosome to Golgi; receptor recycling. NCBI's taxonomy places the organism in Eukaryota, Metazoa, Arthropoda, Malacostraca, Decapoda, Nephropidae. Bases 269 to 1108 code for a protein of 279 amino acids. Gene Ontology annotation, cellular component: early endosome; recycling endosome; trans-Golgi network. The transcript is spliced from 7 exons.